AUGGCGACGGCUCAUAACAUGUGCCCAGAGCUGAUUGUUGAAAUCUUCACAAGGUUACCGACGCAAUCCCUUCUCCGGUUUAGAUCAGUGUCGAAAUCAAUAUGUGGUAUGAUCGGCAGCCCAGAUUUCAUCCGAUUGCAUUCUGUUCGAUCCCCGAAGAAAUUCACGGUGAUACACCGGGUUAAUUACAAAGCAGAAGGAAUCACUAAAAGCAUGUAUACAAUAAAUUCGGCAGGGGAGGGGCAACUGUCAUACAUGGGCACAACACCAAUCGAGUAUCCUUUCGGACAUGUGAAUAUCGUUGGUUCAUGUAACGGGAUUCUUUGUGUUUAUGAAUCUGACAAAAGAAGUAUUCAUCUCUGGAACCCGUCAAUCAGGCGCAAAGCAACCGUGCUUUUUCCUCCGGUUUGGACUCCUGGCUUGGCCAUAGGGUUUGGUUUCGACCCAAGUAUCGACGAUUACAAGAUUUUGUGGACACGGUCCACACGGAGAGGAGGAGAGGUUUCGUUUGUUUACACCAUGAAGACACACACUUGGCGUGUGAUUGCUUCCCAUGCUGAUAUGGAUCGCCGGUCGUGA
This is a messenger RNA of Helianthus annuus (common sunflower), 579 nucleotides long. RefSeq names its product F-box/kelch-repeat protein At3g23880. The record is from RefSeq and is a predicted model, not a curated record. Bases 1 to 579 code for a protein of 192 amino acids. Gene Ontology annotation, molecular function: protein binding. The transcript has a single exon. Lineage: Eukaryota; Viridiplantae; Streptophyta; Magnoliopsida; Asterales; Asteraceae.